Molecule: messenger RNA, 5583 nt
Organism: Dicentrarchus labrax (European seabass)
Lineage: Eukaryota; Metazoa; Chordata; Actinopteri; Moronidae
Product: protein O-GlcNAcase
Exons: 17
Coding region: 168-2591 (807 amino acids)
Biological process (GO): glycoprotein metabolic process
Molecular function (GO): beta-N-acetylglucosaminidase activity
Source: RefSeq, a predicted model, not a curated record
GCGACGUGGAGAGGAGGAGAGGGGAGAGGAGGAGGUGGAGGCAGAUCGAGGAGAAGCAUGAAGAAUAUCCCCGGUACCUAAGCUGUCAGACGGGGAGAGCAUCUCGUCUUCCCUCGCUCUUAAGGGGCCGACUGGAAGCGGAGGGAGGCAGCGGGGCCGAGGACAGGAUGGAGGAGAAGAAGCAGUUUCUUUGCGGGGUGGUGGAAGGUUUCUAUGGGAGGCCGUGGUCUAUGGAUCAGAGGAAAGUCCUCUUCCAGUGGAUGCAGCAUUGGGGGUUGAACACGUACCUGUACGGCCCAAAGGACGACCUAAAACACAGACUGUUGUGGAGAGAAGUCUAUUCUCCUGAAGAGGAAGGUCAGUUACGCACUCUCAUAGCGGAGGCCCAGUCGAGAGGCCUGAAGUUUGUCUACGCCCUCUCUCCUGGUCAGGACAUUGUCUUCUCUUCUUCCUGUGACCUCACACUACUCAAACGCAAGCUGAGACAGGUAUCAGACCUGGGUUGCCAGGCAUUUGCCAUUCUGUUUGACGACAUCGAUCACUCCAUGUGUCAGGCCGACAGCGAGGCCUUCUCUUCAUUCGCCCAUGCUCAGGUCACUGUAACCAAUGAGAUCUAUCGGUUCUUGGGGGAACCUCCUGUCUUCCUAUUCUGCCCUACAGAGUAUUGUGGUUCUCUGUGUUCUCCCAGUAUAUCAAAGUCUCCCUACCUGCAGACUAUUGGAGAGGACCUGCUGCCUGACAUAACAGUGGUAUGGACAGGCAGUAAGGUCAUCUCCAGGAAACUGUCUGUAGACUGCCUGGCUGAGGUGGAGUCUGUCCUCCAGCGCCCCCCGCUCAUCUGGGACAAUCUGCACGCUAAUGACUAUGACUCCAGACGUCUCUUUCUGGGGCCAUUUAAGGGCCGAGAGCCUCAGCUGAGGAGCAACCUCAGAGGCCUGUUACUCAACCCGAACUGCGAGUUUGAAGCCAACUACAUCCCUCUCCAUACGCUGGGAAGCUGGUACAGAGCUGGAAAGGAGGAGAGGAAAGAUGAGGAGUGUGAAUACUGUCCCGAUAGAGCUCUGUCUGCUGCACUACACGACUGGAUGGAAGAACUCAACCAACCACUACAAGCAGGUCGGCAGAGCUCACGAGCAGACCAGCGUUCCUCUGCUCCAGCAUCUCGCUGCAAGACUCCUGACAGAGCUGACUGCCCCUCCAGCUUGAGAGGAACCUCUGCCGUGGCCAAACUUCCUGUUUUCCCCCUCAACUCCAGCUCACCCCCAUCAUCACCCACUAAGGUCAAGGGGGAGAGGGAGGGACGAGAGGGGGAGAAGAAGAGGCCAAACCAGUCCGUUCAACCCAAUCAGCCUCCAGGAUCCAAGCCUUUGGCACAUUCAGGUGGGGGUAAGGGACAGAAGGCCCAGGGUCGGGGACUGUGUGGUGGGAAGGGUCUCCUCAGUGAGUCGCAGGUGCGGCUGCUGGUUGGUCUUCAUUAUCUACCCCACGAGCAUGGCCUGUCAGCCCAGAAACUGCUGCAGGACCUGACCUGGCUGAAAACAAACUGCCACCUGGUCAGCACUAACAGCAAGAAGGCACCGCCUCAGAAGAUUGAUGAGUGGCGUGGCCGGGCCUCCAGGUUCAUGUCCCUGUGUGAAGACAUAGCACAGCUCCACUGCAGUGUGGUGGGCGGAGCCAACAGAGCCGUGCUCUAUGACCUUUACCCUUAUGUGUGGGACCUGAGGAACAUGGCGCUGGUGGCAAAAGCCUUCAUAUGCUGGCUGGAUGGACGAGUGUUGAGUGACAGCUCCACCCUGGGCACCUGGAAGAACUGCUUCCACUGGUGUGGAAAGUCCACAGGGGCGGACCUACUGGGAAUGGAGUCAGAGCCAUGGGUGUUCAAAGGGGGCGUGUCUGGGGAGGUGCAGAUGCUUCUCCCAAUAGGCAGCAGCAAUGAUCUCUUCACUCAUCCUCCUCCUCUCUUCCCUACCUCUCGUCUCUAUAACAUCAGGCCCUACCACGGCAAGGACAAGGUGGAGUUGUAUCGAAUGGUUCGCCAACUCCACUUGAGGACUCAGGGUGGCCAAGAGUCCAGUACUGCUCACCCAGAUGUCAUAGGAGACAGAUGUCUCGGACCGUGCCUGGCAUUGUGCCCAGAGUACAGCUUCAUCCUAGAGGAUGAGCUGGGUGUGUGUGGCUGUGUCUUGGGCAUCUUGGAUGUUCGCUCCUUUGCCAAGCGGUGCCAGGUCAGCUGGAUGCCCGCCAUGAGGGACAAGUACCCAUCCAAAGGGGGCAACACACAUUCCAACACACAGGACUUGAUCCAGCUGAUGGAGGAAGACCAGGGAGAGUACCCAGACUCUCUCCUCUACCACUUCCCCUCUCAGCUGCGACUGGACGCCCUGCCUGAGCUGGUGGACAUCAGCGUCAGCCGUACCCUGCUCACCGCCCUUCUCACUGCACUCAAGGCCAACGGAUCUCAGGGUGUGUUCUGUGAGGUGCAGCCGACAGACCGCCAGAGGCUGGAGUUCUUGACAAAACUGGGCUUCCUUGAGAUCCUCAGGGGAGAAGCAAGGAGCAGAGAGGGAGUGGUUCUGGGGAGGCUGCUCUGAACAUACACACACACACACACACACACACACACACACACACACACACACACACACACACACACACACACACACACACACACACACACACACACACACACACACACAUAAAUACACUUUGCACCCAUACAGUAGACACAGAGGCACUUACACACACACACACACACACACAGAAAGAUGUUAGAACAGCAUGCUAAGCUUUGUAAAGAAGAAGGAUCUGUAAUCUCUCCGUCAAGAGAGAAAACCCUUUUUUUAAGGGACAAUCCUGGAUUCCUUUGAGUCUGUGUGGCAGUAAUGGGGAUGAACCCAGAGAUUUCUGAGGGAUUUACAAAAUAAAAAAUAAGCUUUGAGAGUUUAAACCUUCAGCAGAGCUGUGCUAAUCUUUCUUGGAUUCCACCCCUGGCUACAGAUGACAAGAUUUAGUCUAGGUAAGAGGAAAUAAACAACAGAAUAGUUUGAGAUGGGAGCAGAGCAGUAGAUCACAGCAGCUACAACAUCUCCUCUGUGUCAUUAUCCACACAUGUAUUUUUUUUAAAGCAGCUAUAAUAUCAAUAUAUUACCAAAAACAGAGCUAUAAGGAGAGUGAAUAUUGGACUUAUAUUUGCCAGGUGUCCAGAAACAUGACUUGAAAUGAAUGAUAAUGUUGCUUUGUACCAGCUGGAUGUGUAAGCAGGCAACUGUUUGCUACCAUGUUCUCCAUAUCAUCUAUAAAAGGUGAUAAUAUGCUAGUGAUGUGUUUACAGUUUGUGCCCCAAGCGGCCAAGUGUACAGCACGAUAUAUAACGUGGUACUCUUUAGAGCUUUAGAGGUGCUGGUAGGAGGAAUUUGUUUCCUUUGGACAGAGCCAGACUAGCGUUCCCUCUCCUUAUAGCAUCAUACUUGCCAUACAGACAGAGUGGUAUUGAUCUUCUUGUCUAACUCUCAGCAAAUAAUGGCGUUUCCUUCCCUUAAUGUCAGACUAUUCCUUUAGGCUGACAUAAAAUGAUCCCCUCCUGUACACAACCAGGGUUCAAGCUGCUACAGCUGAUCUUGUACUCUGCUCCCUCUGCUUCGUUCAUAAACGACAUUUCUUCUUAAAAGUCAGGAUGUUGUUUUCUAGCUGCUGUCCUGUCGGUUGACUAGAGGCUGCCAACACCAGACUGGACCCAGGCACAGCGUCACUGUUUACACUCGCUUAGAUUAGAUGAAUGUUUACAUGCAUGAAGAACAAAACAUUGUGUGACUGUUCGCAAAGUAGGAUUACGUAUAUACUGACAUAAACACAAACAUAGGCUUAUCAUUUCAAUGGAAUGCUCUAACAUGGCGACGUUAAUGAAGAUUUCUUUAUUGAACUUUUCCUCAGCCGUUAUAGCUAUAAAGUCUUAGGAGAAAACAUAGCAAAAUGCAAGUGCAUGCACGCUAAAAUUCAUUAGAAAAACUAUUUAUUUAUUGACAGACAUUACACACACACACACACACACACACAUCUGAAGUUUACACUGGGUUCAAUUGGAUAUAAUAGAUACCUCUCCCUAAUUUUUUUGUCAGACACUGUAAACAUCACCAGUGAGUAUGUAUGGUGUAUGUGGCGGUACUUUGUACGUUUUAUGUGUGUGUGUUUGCAAACAUGGCAAUUCAGACAGGUGUGUCAUUCUGCUUUUAUUCUGAACCACAAUGAACACAGGCAUACACAGAAAUAUACACGCACACACACACAGUCAUGCUAACAGAAGCACAACAGCAGUCCUUAUGACAUCUUCAACUGAAAGUACGUAGAACUACGAAUGUUCAUUAUUUUGUAACGCAGCUUAAAGACACACGUACUGUUUGUGCAAGUAUUUAUAUUUCUUUUUUGUUAUUUUCUUUUUAUUAUGCUUGAUCAAUCACAGACUGAGAGGCACUUUUGUGUGUUUCUAAUUGUUACCAACCUCAUCACCAUUGUCUGUGAGGUAGUUCAUGAUAAAAACUAUUUAGUCCCAGAACUGAAAAUGAUGUAGACAAAAAAAAUCCUACAAGCACCGAGGUAGAAAUGCAUGAUGCAAAGAAAAAUGUUUAGAAAAGACGUUAUUGUGUCCGAAAGCGUACGUACGAAAAAAGAAAAUAAUCUUUUUAAGAUUUAAUAUGCUUUGAUAUUUUCUGACAUUAGACUGGGCUGUGUGGUUUGUGUGUGAAUGUGGACUUGUGUGUAUGUUUGGGAAUAUAGAUGUUGAUUGGAAAUGUACAUUAAAAUAAUCUACACAGGCAACUUGAAGCACUGUGGAAAAAGUGUAAUAAUCAGUUCCUCCAGGAAGUUGCGAUCGCAACAUUUACUGCAAACUCAACCAAUCCUUCUGAAUUCUGCCCGACCUUGCAUUUCUGUCCAGUAACAGCAAUGUCACCAAUCGCUGUAGUUUCCUGCGGGUUCCACCAAUCAUCACCAAACUACAAGCAAUUAUAUUCCCACUGGAACAAGUUGCCAUUGUUUUUUAAUGAACUAUACAAAAUUAAAUUACAACUAUUUUUUCCAAUUUUCAUUUACCCCCACAAAAAAACCCAAAAAACAUCGCAAUUGUUUUUCAAAAUCUGCUGUGAAAUCAAGCCUUUUAUGCCACAAUCCCUACAAAGAAGGCUACAUAAUCCUGGAAGGACUGAAUAAUGAACCACAGCUGAACUCCUUCACUUUUUCAUUGGAGAGAAUUUAAUAAUAAUAAUAAUAAUAAUAAUAAUAAUAAUAAUAAUAAUAAUAAUGAUAACAGUUGGCUGGCCUAAGCAGCUGAUUCCAGAAACACAUUGUCUGUCUGUACUCAUUGUCCCACUGUCUGCCUGCACUAAGUCUGUUUUUACAAUCAGUUCCAGUGGAGUGCUAUGUAGUAUGUCUAUGCAGGGUAAUGAAGGGGUUGAAAAUAAUUACUGUUCAAUUCAGUCUGUGUUUUUAUUGACAAUAGCAGUUAAACUGUCAUUUUAACAAUGAAUGAUUUUAUUGAACUGACUUGUUGAUUUCAUGGCAAAUAAAAUACGUUUUCUUUUUUCCUUUAAA